AUGGACAAUGUCACAGGUGGCAUGGAGACAUCUCACCAAACCUAUGACGACAAGCUCACAGCAGUAGAAAGUGACCUGAAAAAAUUAGGGGACCAAACUGAGAAGAAAGCUAUAAGCACUAACUCAGAGCUCUCCACCUUCAGAUCAGACAUUCUGGAUCUUCGACAGCAACUUCGUGAGAUCACAGAAAAGACCAGCAAGAACAAAGAUACACUGGAGAAGUUACAGGUGAGUGGGGAUGUACUGGUGGACAGGCAGAGUCAACUAAAAGAAACUUUGGAGAAUAACACUCUCCUCGUCACCACUGUAAACAAGACCCUGCAGGCGUGUAAUGGCUAUGUCACAAAUCUGCAGCAAGAUACCAGCAUGCUGCAGGGCAACCUGCAGAGCCAAAUGUAUUCUCAUAAUGUGGUCAUUAUGAACCUCAACAACCUGAACCUGACCCAGGCGCAGCAGAGGAACCUCAUCACUACUCUGCAGCGGUCUGUGGAUGACACAAGCCAGGCUAUCCAGCGAAUCAAGAACGACUUCCAAAAUCUGCAGCAGGUUUUCCUUCAAGCCAAGAAGGACACUGAUUGGCUGAAGGAGAAAGUGCAGAGCUUGCAGACACUGGCUGCCAAUAACUCUGCCUUGGCCAAAGCCAACAACGACACCCUGGAGGAUAUGAACAGCCAGCUCAACUCAUUCACAGGUCAGAUGGACAACAUCACCACGGCCUCACAAGCCAACGAGCAGAACCUGAAAGACCUGCAGGACGUACACAAGGAUGCAGAGAACAGAAUGGCCAUCAAGUUCAGCCAGCUGGAGGAACGCUUCCAGCUCUUUGAGACGGAUAUUGUGAACAUCAUUAGCAACCUCAGUUACACAGCCCACCACCUUCGGACGCUGACCAGCAAUCUAAAUGAAGUCAGGACCACUUGCACAGAUAUGCUGACCAAACACACGGGUGAUCUGACAUCCUUGAAUAAUACACUGGCCAACACCCGUUUGGAUUCUCUUUCUCUCAGGGUGCAACAGGAUAUGAUGAGGUUGAGGUUAGACACAUGUCUGUGGACAGAGAGCUUUUGUGGCUUUCCAGAAGCCUGA
Molecule: messenger RNA, 1086 nt
Organism: Ceratotherium simum simum (southern white rhinoceros)
Lineage: Eukaryota; Metazoa; Chordata; Mammalia; Perissodactyla; Rhinocerotidae
Product: collectin-12-like
Source: RefSeq, a predicted model, not a curated record